CGUCGCCCUGUGUAGGUCCCAGAGAGCCCGCGGGAAGCAGUGGAAGAGGCACAAGGGAAGUAAGCAUAAUGAGCGGGUUUAAUUUGAAUCGCUUUCGCUAUGACAAAAAUAAAAGCAGCACUGCCGCAAGCGUAUCGGGAGGAGACAGACCUAGUACUCCAGUGUCUGAACACACGGAUAAAAAUGUAACCAGUAUACCUGAGACCCCUGAAGCCAAGAGGUUGAACUCAUCAAUUUUUUCGAAAAAUAAAGGUGUUCAUUUCGAAGAGUCAGGCUCAGACUCUGAAGAAAACACAACAAACUUCAGCUCUGUCCAAAGAAAUCAAAUGGAAGAGAAUAGCUUAUCUGAUUCUGUAACAGACGAUUCAGCAGAUGAACAUCCCCCGGUGAAGAGGUCUGCUUUGAACAAUACAUCAGAAUCAAAAGACGAAACCAAAGUUGAGACACUGCAAAAGUUAAAGGAAGUCUUCCCACAACGGACAGAUGAUGAACUAUUACAACUGAUUAAAUCAACAAGUACUUUGGAUGGAGCUGUGGCUGCUGGUUUAGUUCUAUAUGAUGAUAAAGCUUCAUCUCGCAAGAGAAAAUUAGAUGACUUGCCUAAAAGCAGUUCCCAAGGCCAAGAAAGCGGCAAUGGUCAAGUAGCAAAGAAAAUGAAAGCUAAUUCGGGGAAUUCAGAUAAUGAUAGUUCAUUGUCUGAAGAUGACUGGGAAAAGCAAGAAGCAAGUGUGAAAAGGCUUCAAAAACACUUCCCUGAUUUGGAUAAAGAGGAGCUUAGAGAAGUACUUCAAGAGCAUGACUGGUCUUUUCAUGAAGCACUUGAGGCAUUAAAACUGUUUGCAGAAGAUGAUCAAGAUGGCUUGCAAAAUGCUCCCAAAAAAGAAGCAUCCAGAAAUGAAGAAAAAACUCACAAAAGCAGCUCCAAAAGGAAAUCGAACCAGAAAACUAAUACAACUCAAAAUGGUUCUAAGAAAAAAAUUAAAAGUAAAAAAAUUGCUAGCAGCAUUAAAAAGUACACAGGGGACUAUGAGAAUGAGGAGUCGGCUUCGGAUGCAGGCAGCUGCCUGGAUGAAGACUACAACACUGGCAGUGAUGAUAUUAUGGAGGAGACAUACAAAGUUAAAAUACUCAGCUUCCUGCAAGAUGCUUCUUUGGAUGAACUGUCUCUGAUACCUCAGUGCUCUCUUAAGAAAGCUCAGAAGAUCACUCAGCUCCGGCCCUUUUAUUCUUGGGAUUCUCUGAUUUUCAAGAUGGAACAUGCACAUAACCUUUCUAGUGAUUUAGUAUGGGACUGUAAAGUUUUGAUCAAAGAAAGAGAAGUAGUUUUGAAGCUUAUGAUCAAAUGUGAAGAUAUUUCAAGACGACUAACAAAGCAGGUCACUCAAAUCACUGAAAGUGGAGACAGUGGGUGGAACAUUGAGAUACCUUCUAUUUUGUCCAAGAGUUUGGUUCUAAAGCCUUACCAGAAAAUUGGCUUGAAUUGGCUAGCACUUUUGAACAAACAUAAUGUCAAUGGGAUUCUUGCAGAUGAAAUGGGUUUGGGAAAAACUGUUCAAGCCAUAGCAUUCCUUGCACAUCUGUAUGAGAAUGGUAAUACAGGUCCACAUCUUGUCAUCGUGCCUGCUUCAACUUUAGAUAACUGGAUUCGAGAGUUCAAACAGUGGUGUCCCGAUAUGAAUAUUUUACUUUACCAUGGUUCUUUGGAAGAAAGAAAACAUUUACGCUAUGACAUUCUUAAUUAUGUUGUUGAAUUUAAUGUGAUUAUCACAACAUACAAUUGUGUAAUUAGUAGUUCCGAAGAUCGUAGUUUGUUCCGACGUUUGAAGGUCAAUUUUGCUGUAUUCGACGAAGGGCACAUGCUUAAGAACAUGAGUUCCAUAAGGUAUCAGCACCUGAUGACUUUAAAUGCUAAGAAUCGUUUACUAUUGACAGGGACUCCCUUACAGAAUAAUUUGUUGGAGCUGAUGUCUCUCCUGAAUUUCGUCAUGCCACAUAUGUUCAGCAGCAGCACCAGUGAACUCAAGAGGAUGUUCACUUCCAAAAAAAAAUCCACAGAUGAACAAACCACUUUUGAAAGGGAGAGAAUAGCUCAUGCCAAACUGAUUAUGAAGCCAUUUAUACUUAGAAGAGUCAAAAGUGAGGUCCUUCAACUACUCCCUCCAAAGAAAGAGCACAUACAAUUUUGUUCAUUGUCCAGUAAACAGGUACAGCUGUACAAUGACUUAAUGAAUAAAUUAAAGCGUUCAACACAGGGAACAGAGAAAAGUUCUGAAUUAUGCAAUGUAAUGAUGCACUUAAGAAAAAUGGCCAACCACCCAUUACUACACAGACAAUAUUACACAGCAGAGAAACUGAGGGAAAUGUCCAAGCUUAUGCUUAAGGAACCCACUCAUCGUGAAGCCAACCCUGACCUCGUUUUUGAAGACAUGGAAGUUAUGACAGAUUUCGAACUGCACCGACUUUGUGGUGAAUUUGCAAGCCUCUCUACUUUUAGGCUUGAAAAGGAAUUGAUUUUAGAUUCUGGAAAAUUUGAAGCUUUGGAGCGCCUUUUGUUUGAUAUGAAGAAAAAGGGUGAUAGAGUUGUACUUUUCAGCCAGUUUACCAUGAUGUUGGACAUUUUAGAAGUUUUCCUGAAGCACCACCAGCAUAGAUAUAUCAGGCUUGACGGGAAAACACCAAUUUCUGAAAGAAUGCAUCUUAUAGAUGAAUUUAAUUCCGAUAUGGAUAUAUUUGUAUUUCUUCUAUCAACUAAAGCAGGCGGUCUUGGAAUCAAUCUUACUACUGCAAACGUUGUCAUUAUUCAUGACAUAGACUGUAACCCAUACAAUGAUAAGCAGGCAGAAGAUCGGUGCCACAGAGUUGGACAAUCAAAGGAAGUGAAUGUUUUCAGGUUAAUUGGGAAAGCAACAAUUGAAGAAUCAAUGCUAAAAAUUAGUCAGCAGAAAUUACAACUGGAACAAGAUAUGACAACUGCAGAUGCAGGAGAUGAAGAAUCCAUUCCACUGGACAUGGCCACUUUACUGAAAGAAUCUUUAGGUCUUUAACAUAUGAGAUAAAUAAAAUAAGUAGUUGCAAAAAUGCAAAGGGUUUUUUUUUUUUAUUUUAUACUAACUGAAAGUGAAUAUUUGUAUUUUUCUUCUUCUUCCUCUUAAGCCAUUUCUUCAUGAUGUUACAUUUAUGGCCAUUUAAAAUGAUUGGCUAAUGGCACAAUUUGUCCUAUUAAACUAUAGCAGCUAAUGACUCAUAUUUCGAAUUCAAUUCUCAGUAUGAGAACCUUGUGGCCAAUUGUUGUUUGUAACAACAAUCCACUAGUGCUUUAGAUUGUCAGUAUUUUGGUACUGAAAUUUCCUACCUCUAAUUCUAUCUGCUGUAUUCAAAUAGGUGAUGUGUACAUAUAUUUACAUGUGCCUUUUUGACAACCAUUUUAUGUAUGUUUACGUAUAUUGUCAUGAAUCUUUAAGACAUUCACAACUUUGUUAAAGUAUAAGAUGUAUACCCUAGA
Pelobates fuscus (common spadefoot toad) is the source of this 3502-nucleotide messenger RNA. It is a transcript of the gene SMARCAD1, whose product is annotated as SWI/SNF-related, matrix-associated actin-dependent regulator of chromatin, subfamily a, containing DEAD/H box 1. NCBI's taxonomy places the organism in Eukaryota, Metazoa, Chordata, Amphibia, Anura, Pelobatidae. The record is from RefSeq and is a predicted model, not a curated record. Bases 69 to 3044 code for a protein of 991 amino acids. The transcript has 24 exons. Gene Ontology annotation, molecular function: chromatin binding; ATP-dependent chromatin remodeler activity; ATP binding. Gene Ontology annotation, cellular component: nucleus.